CAUCUGGUGAUGAAGAACAGCCCGUCAUCAUCGCUCACACGCUGUGGUCCUGCCUGAACACUGAGCCUCACUGAGGGGGAUUCUGGUCACAUUCAACACUAACGGCAGCCUGUGGAUGUGUCAACAUUCAGACACCAACAGGGUUGGAUUCAUUUGUCUAUUUAUUAAAGCUCAGUGGUGGACACACUUCCGCUAAUAUGCUAAUAGAGGAGCUAACUUUUUGGUAGCACUUUGACUAACUUGGAAAACGUUUCCCUAAAUUACUUUUUCCAGAAAAUUUGAAAGCGCUAAGCUAAAAAUUUGCUCUGCUAACCAGCUAAUUUUUAGCUUAGCACUUUUGCCAGCUGAUUGCUAGGAUUUGUUCAGGUAGUUCGAUGUUUAUAUUCAUGAUCUUGUUUCUUAAGUGUGUGAAGACUGUUUAGGUUCUCCUUGAGUUCACAGAUGCAGCAAACGAUGUUCAUUCUGUACCCAUAAUGCAUUGCUGUAGUUGUACAGUAAAGAGUUUAAAAUCUACUGAUGUUCUGCGUGUUUUCAGACUGAAGUCCUUCUCUGGUCAAUUAGGCAAAAUCAACAACGGUGAUUUAUUGAUUCAACAAUAAAUGGAUGUGGCUAGAGAAGCUGAGCCCAAAGAAUCACUGGUAAUUCAUUGGGUUAUUAUUACACAAACUCCUAUAUCUCUGAAAAGUUACUAAGUUAGUUUUAUCCUAUUUCAAGUGUACUAAGAUAUUUACACAAGAAACUAGACCUAAAUUACUUUGUUUUUGCAGUGUAUGAAUAAAAGGAGCUUUUUUAGGAAUUUGUCUGAAUGGAAACAAAUUUAAACAAAUGUUAAUAAUUACACAGUAAAUAUGCUGAUUUGUGGAUGAUAUCAUGAUCUAUAGAUUUUUAAGCAACUCUGACAUCAAGGACUGGACCCUUAAUAAUUCAGUUACAUGGAAUCAGUUGAAUCUAAAAUGACAAACUGGAUUGAUGACCAGAAACCAUUUAAAUAUUUAAAAAAAUAUUUAAAUGAAAAACAAUACCACUGCAGACUGAGACAGAACAAACACCACACAAGACAUUUUGGUUUUUAUUUGAAAAAUUUUGACACAGAAACACAACCACAGGGAGAAGGUGAUGGAUGUCAGGUGAGGAUGAACUCAGUUGCAGUCCAGUUCUUCCAGUUAGCACUGGGCAGGCUCUGUGUUGCUUUAAAUGAUUUCCAAUUAAAGCAAAUAAUAGUUAAAACAGGAUUAAUUAUGUUAUGCUUCAUUAACUCUGUGUAAAUAAAUGAAAAUGUCCUGCGUCACAUGAAGGUUGACUGAAGAAACGGGACUGAAACUGGGCCAGAGCGUGCAUCAGAAUGCAUAACAACAGGACAGAGCCGUAGGUCCGGUUGGGACAGGGCAGGGUCAGAGGUCACACCACAAGAAUCAGCAUGCAACAGAAAGGUGCGGGGUCAGCAUGGGUCACAGCGUGGGCAAAUUGCAACAGAAAGGGGCGGAGUCAAUAUGUAAAGAAUGAUGCGUCAUGACAGAAUCUGUCCAGGAAGAACGAUCCGCAAUGACAUCACGGCGUUAGCACAGGCGCUAAAGGAAAUACUUCCAGAUGGAUAGGGUUCCCUUGGCAAACACAUUCCUAAACUUACAGGUGAUUUCUGGUUAAAAAAAACCCCAGAUAAAAUCACCGUUGAAUGCACUUUGGUCAGUUUAAAAACAAUGCUGAAAGUAAUUAUUUUAAUAAAUAGAUUCACUCCAGGAACAAAUUUUUUUUAGUUCAUGUGCAAAUGAGUUGAUGGUUCAGAUCGAGCUUCUGGGACAGAUUGUGCAGUAACAACAUCUGGUCAGUAUGUAUUAAAAUGGAGCGUGCUCCAAAAAUUGGGCAUGACCUGUAGAUGUCAUGUGUCAGAGUUAGAGUCCAUCAAUAUGUAUAAAAAUUGGGGGCAAGUCUGUACUUCAAACCGGACUGAAACUGGGUCAGAGCGUGCAUCAGAAUACAUAACAACAGAGUGGAACAGUAGGUCUGGUUGGGACAGGGCAGGGUCAGAGGUCACAAGAAUCAGCAUGCAAAAGAAAGGUACGGGGUCAGCAUGGGUCACAGUGUGGGCAAUUUGCAGCAGGAAGGGGUGGAGUCAAUAUCCAAAGAACAUUUAUGUACAUAAAUUUGAUGUGACCGGUAUUUAUUACAAUAGCGUGGAGUCAGUGUGUCUAGGAAUGGGCAUGGUCAGCAUGUAUAUAAAAUGGGGUAGGGUCGGUAUUGGAACGGGGCGGAGUCCAUAUCGGAACAGGGUGGAGUCAGUAUCGGAACGGGGCGGAGUCCAUAUCGGAACAGGGUGGAGUCAGUAUCGAAACGGGGCGGAGUCCAUAUCGAAACAGGGCGGAGUCAGUAUCGAAACGGGGCGGAGUCAGUAUCGAAACGGGGCGGAGUCAGUAUCGGAACAGGGCGGAGUCAGUAUUGGAACAGGAAAGAGUCAGUAUCGAAACAGUGCGGAAUCAGUAUCGGAACGGGCGGAAUCAGUAUCAGAACGGGCGGAGUCAGUAUCGAAACAGGGCGGAGUCAGUAUCGAAACGGGGCGGAGUCAGUAUCGAAACGGGGCGGAGUCAGUAUCGGAACAGGGCGGAGUCAGUAUUGGAACAGGAAAGAGUCAGUAUCGAAACAGUGCGGAAUCAGUAUCGGAACGGGCGGAAUCAGUAUCAGAACGGGCGGAGUCAGUAUCGGAACGGGCGCAGUCAGUAUCGGAACAGGACGGAGUCAUGAUCCGAACAGGGCGGAGUCAGUAUCAGAACAGGGAAGAGUCGGUAUCGAAACAGGGCGGAGUCAGGAUCGGAAUGGGCGGAGUCAGUAACUAUAUUGUAACAUUUGGCUUUAUGAUUUUAUGACUCUUAGUGAGGAAUUUU
Poecilia latipinna (sailfin molly) is the source of this 2876-nucleotide messenger RNA. RefSeq lists its product as uncharacterized. NCBI's taxonomy places the organism in Eukaryota, Metazoa, Chordata, Actinopteri, Cyprinodontiformes, Poeciliidae. The transcript is spliced from 2 exons. The coding region runs from base 1863 to 2858 and encodes 331 amino acids. The record is from RefSeq and is a predicted model, not a curated record.